Messenger RNA from Ziziphus jujuba (common jujube), 4171 nucleotides. Its product is annotated as formin-like protein 5. The record is from RefSeq and is a predicted model, not a curated record. Gene Ontology annotation, molecular function: actin filament binding. Gene Ontology annotation, biological process: actin cytoskeleton organization; actin nucleation. The coding region runs from base 639 to 3650 and encodes 1003 amino acids. NCBI's taxonomy places the organism in Eukaryota, Viridiplantae, Streptophyta, Magnoliopsida, Rosales, Rhamnaceae. The transcript is spliced from 7 exons.
GUAAAAAGAGAGUUAUCGAAGUCAUUCUCAUUUCUUUGUUGGCAACUUUUCCACGGUAACUUUGUACAGGAAAAUCUUCAGCCUUUUAGACAAGUUAUUGUGGUCAACAGCUCGCAAUGCUUGUGGAAUUCCCUAACAGCUAAUGUUUUUUCAGAUCCUUUUUAUGGAUCUGGUCAGACAAAAAUAAAACAAUAAUAAUAAUACCCAUUUGAAAGUUUCACACAGAUAGCCUUUUUACAUUCUCAAUUCGAAGUUUCAAGGGACAUUUGAGGGUAAUUUCGAUUUAAUACGGUUUAUUAGAGCUCCCAGACGAGCUCUCAAAAGUUUUUUUUUUGGGGGGUUUGUCCUUUUCAUAUAUACCCUUUAAUUCUUGGUGGGCGAUUCCGUAUUUUGGCCGUUUGGGAGAAAAGAAAAUUUUGGGUUUUGUUUGAUUCAUUAUUCCAAAGCUCAAAUCUUCAUCAAAGCUUCAGGUGGGUCUUUGAGAAUUUGCUUGUAAAAGCUGGUAAAUCGUUACGUUAGAGGGGUUUUCUUGGGAAGAAUCGAAUUGGGUCCCUUGCAAAAUGAUGAAAGUUUGAAGGUUUGGGGUGGUUGAUGAAGAUGUUCUAGGGUUUUUCCUGAGAGGUUUAUGCAUUGAUGAAAUGACAAGGAUAUUAUAUGUCUGGGAUGAAAAAAUUCAACAACAUAUGGAUCUUAUGAGGACGAGUUGUUUCAUUGUUUUGGCUAUUCUGCUAUGCUUGUCGGCAUCGAUAUGUUCAGGGGAGAGUAAGAACGCAGAAGAACUGUUUAUUGACCAACUAGUCGAUCCAGCAUCUGGGAAAAUUAAUGGAGAAGUGGCAGAUAUAUUAUGGUUGAAUUGCGAGGUAGAUUUGAUCCAUUUGAAGGAAGUUGUUGAAGAACUUGAUUUGUGCUCAACGGAGGAAACAUCUAGUAGAACCAAUGAAAUUAAUUGGAAAAGUGAGUCAUUAACAAAAGAAAACAUUCAGAAAAUUAUCUAUUUACUGCAUCCACAGGUGAAGCAAACUCUUCUGGAUUGUUUAAGGAACAAUAAAUUUGUAUUUCCUGCUUCUGGAGAAGAAGGGGGCUCCAACAUUUGGUUGGGCAAGUAUGUUGAGUCCAUGUUUCCAAGACCUAAGGAUCCUAGAAGGAAUCUUGGUACUGAGUCAGCGCAGAGAGUUAAAAGAGUACUUGCUGAAGCUCCUGCAGUUGGAUCACCUAGAUCCAGUCUAGCGCCAUCCCCUGAUCUAGCAUCAGCCCCUGGUCCAGCACUGUCCACCACUCUGGCACCAUCCCCUGGUCCUACACCACAAGUUCCUGGUUCUAUACGCCCUGCUGCCUCUCCAAAAACGCCAUUCUUUCCACCUAUUUCCAAUAGGAAUACAAGUUUAGAACCCGCAGCAAACGAAAACUCUUCGAACAGUCCAGGUUCUGGUGGAGUACAACAAGAAAAGAAAAGUAAUAACAAUAAAACAAUUGUUAUUGCUGUUGUUGUAACUGCCUCUGUAACAUUUAUCAUUGCAGUGCUGCUCUUUUUAUGCUGUUCUAGAUUUUCUAGAACUGGUCCUAGAGUCAGACGAACGGAUGAGAGGCCCCUUCUCAGCCUGAGCUUAAGUGACUUCUCUGUCGGCAACUCAGUUAAAGAAGAGAAGCUUGGGCAUCAGUCUUUUGGUAAUAAUAACUUGAGUCUUCAUGGAAAGGUCUCAUCUUUGGAUGGCAGUCGCAUGGAGACCAAUGUGCUCCACAUUUCAUUAGAUGAAACUCCAAAUGGCACAGGUAUCAAUCCUAAUGGAAGGGUACCGCCUCCUCCUCUGAAGCCUCCACCUGGAAGGACUAUCCCUACAGGGAUGCUUCCUUUGAAGCCUCCUCCUGGAAGGGCAGAACCCCUCCCUCCUGAACCACGUUCUUCUUUUAAGCCUCCUUCCACCAUGGCUGGUCCUCCUCCCCCUCCACCUCCUGUACGGCCACCUCCCUCUCUGAAGCCAUCUGGCCCUACGGGCCCUCCCCCUCCCCCUCCUGCACCACCUGCACCACCUCCACCACCACCUCCUGUACCUUCUGGCACCAAGCCCCGUCCUCGUCCACCACCACCACCACCUCCUCCAAGUAGUGGUGCCCCUCCUCCUCGACCACCUCCGCCAAUGGCCAUAGGUUCAAAGGUUGCCCAACCUCCACCUCUUGCGCCAAAGCAUCCACCAAAAGCUUCUACUAGUGAGGGAGCUGGCUUAGAGGAUGAUGGCAUGGCCCCUAAAACCAAGCUAAAGCCUUUUUUCUGGGAUAAGGUUCUUGCAAACCCAGAUCAGUCAAUGGUUUGGCAUCAGAUUAAAUCAGGAUCAUUCCAGUUUGAUGAGAAUAUGAUAGAAACUCUAUUUGGAUAUUCCAAUGUUGAUAAAAAUAAAAAACAAACAAACAAAGAGUCUUCAUCCCAAGAUCCUUUGCCUCAGUUAAUUCAAAUUAUUGAUCCAAAAAAGUCACAAAAUCUGGCAAUUCUUCUUCGGGCAUUGAAUGUGACAAUAGAAGAAGUAUGUGAUGCACUUCAUGAAGGAAAUGAGCUUCCCGCUGAGUUCCUUCAGACUUUGUUAAAGAUGACGCCAACAUCUGAAGAAGAACUAAAGCUUAGGCUCUUUAAUGGUGAACUUUCUCGACUUGGACCUGCCGAGCGGUUUUUAAAAGCUUUGGUCGAUAUCCCAUUUGCUUUUAAACGACUGGAAGCAUUGCUUUUUAUGUGUACUUUUCAAGAGGACAUUGGAAUUGUGAAAGAGUCCUUCACAACCUUAGAGGUUGCCUGCAAGGAACUCAGAAACAGUCGGCUUUUCCUCAAACUUCUAGAAGCUGUUCUUAAAACUGGCAAUCGUAUGAAUGAUGGAACAUUUCGAGGUGGUGCACAAGCUUUCAAACUUGAUACACUUUUGAAAUUGUCUGAUGUAAAAGGAGUGGAUGGGAAGACAACACUCUUCCAGUUUGUUGUUCAGGAGAUUAUUCGUUCUGAAGGUAUAAAAGCGGCCCGUGUAACAAGGGAGAGCCGGAGUGUCUCUAGCAUCAAAUCAGAUGAUCUCCUUGAAGAAGCUUCACCAGAUAUAGAAGAACACUAUCGCAGUCUUGGUCUUCAGGUAGUUUCAGGUUUGGGAAAUGAACUCGAGAAUGUAAAGAAAGCAGCAAUUUUGGAUGCUGACAGCUUAACAGGAACAGUUGCCAAACUUGGUGAUUCAUUGCUAAAAACCCGGAGUUUCCUGAACUCAGAAAUGAAGAAUGUUGAAACUGAUAGCGGCUUUCAUCAAGCACUGAAGAGUUUCGUGCAGAAUGCUGAGGUUGAUAUCAUGUGGCUCCUGGAGGAAGAAAAAAGAAUCAUGGCUUUGGUAAAGAGCACUGGUGACUACUUCCACGGGAAAGCAGGGAAAGAUGAAGGUUUACGAUUGUUCAUUAUACUACGGGACUUUUUGAUAAUGUUAGAUAAGACAUGCAGAGAGGUGAGCAAUUCAACAAAAAAGGCAAAAGCACAUAGAAAGGAGGCAUCUUCCUCUGAUCCUCAACAGCCUCGAACUGCAUCUUCUUCUUCUGAUCCCCAACAGCCUCCUCCCAAUCUCCACCAGCGGCUUUUGCCUGCUAUCACAGACAGGCGAAUGGAGUAUUCUAGUUCAGAUGAUGAGAGUCCAUAGAUUUGUUCUGAAAAGGUGGCUUUUAUAUGGAAGUUCCAACAAUGCAAACCCCCUACGAAAUUCUUUUCUAGAUGCCAUCUAUGCUCAGGGAUGAGAAAAUGUUCCAAAAGUACUUGGAAAAGCAAUUGGGCCCACAGCCUUUGCCUUUUGCUUCAAGGUAGAAUUUCAAUGAACAGAGAGCUGAUCUGACAUUGCAAUCGUACAGUGACUACCAUUGUUGUUGGAAUUGACCUAUAGCCUAUGGGGGUAUGAAUUUUGUGAUAGAGGACAACCUGUGCAUUACUAGUUAGAUAUAUAGUUGCCAUCAUUUUGCUCCCAUUGUUCUUUGUAAACAGGUUUUUCAUAUUGAUGAUUCUUUUUUUAAUUAUUUCACCACCUUUUUUCCAUUGUAUAGCUAGAUAGUUUUGGGAUUUAGUUUAGAAUUGUAAGUGCCUGGAAAGAAAUUUAUGUUUUGUGUUGAUGUAUGAAAACAUUGCCCAUAAAAGCUGCAAUAUAUGAAGCCAUUGAGAAAGAUUCAUUUA